Molecule: messenger RNA, 1270 nt
Organism: Panicum virgatum (switchgrass)
Lineage: Eukaryota; Viridiplantae; Streptophyta; Magnoliopsida; Poales; Poaceae
Product: translation initiation factor IF-2-like
Exons: 5
Coding region: 1-879 (292 amino acids)
Source: RefSeq, a predicted model, not a curated record
AUGUCCGGGUACUUCGGAUUUCGGUCUCAGGGUGCACCUAGGCCGGACCGGUCUGACCGGCUGAUUGCCGCGGCAGAGGAGGUCGUGUACGAGUUGGUUGCGGAGCCACAGGAGCCACAGGGGCCAGCCCCGCAGCAGGAGGUCCGUGGGGAGUUGGCCCAAGGCCCAGCUCACCCCAGUGUCGAGCAGCAGACGCAAGCCCAAUACAUACCGUCAGGAGUUUCCUUUUACACCCAAACCCUAUCCGUUCCUCUCCCUACCACGAAUGCAUCUCAUCCCCAGACUGCAGGCCGCCGCCGCCCACCUCCCGCGCCGACCGCUGCCGCCGGCAGCCUCCCGCGUCGACCGCCGCUGCCGGCAGCCUCCUGCGCCGGCCGCAUCCACCCACGCCUCGAGCUCCCAUUGUGGGCCGGCCGCUUCUGCCCGCGAUUCGAGCUCCCGCCGCCGGCCGGCCGCCUCCGGCCCAACUCGAGCUCCCGCGCCAGAGGAGAGGGGGAAGGGAGCAGUGGCGGAGGUGGAGGGAGGAGCGGCAGAGGAGGUGACGGUGGGGGAAAACGGAGGGGGGUCGGCGAGGGAAGAGGGAGGGGAUGGGGUGGCGGGCUGGGGGAGAGAAGGGAGGGGAGCCGCGGGCGGCGCCGUGCCAGCAUACCCUCGACUGCCGACGGGGGCAACCUUGACCUCAGUAGCAGCGGAUCAACAUGCUCGUCUCCAAGAUCUGCCUCUGCUGUGUUGAAAUUCCGCCACCACCGUUCAUCUCCUCCUCGAGUUGUCUCCCCCGUAUCCAGGUUCAGUUUUAGUUCAGUUUGGACAAGGUACUCCCAAGUAAUAUUUCAGUUAAUCAUGAUGGCUAGUUUGGUUCUUGGCUGGGUGGCGACAUGAGGCUUGUGAGCACGGCAGGAUCAUGCAGCAAUGGAUGUAGCACGGCAGGAUCAUGCAGCGAUGGAUGCGUGCAGAGAUGGACGGGGAGCAAUGAUGGAUCGGCGGAGGAGCAAUCGGCGUUUCUCGGGGGAAAGUACAAAGGUUUUGAAUAUGGAGAGUCAGAUAUACCUGGUCUCUGGGUUUUCCUACCAUUAGAAGGCUCUUAUAGCUGUAGUGAAAUUUUGGUCAAAUAUGUUAUGAGCUGUAGUGAAAUUUUGGUCAAAUAUGCUAUGAGUUGUUAUGUAAAAGGAUCACAUAUGUUAGGAAGAUGUAUGGUUAUUGAAGUUGACUCCCGUGUAUACGAUGAUUGAACCUUUGAAGCUCAAUAUGAAAUAUGUAUGCUCAGAUCUCA